AUGCGUGUGCUCGCCAGCCAGUGCUCUUCCAGCCGCAGCGGCCGCAACAUGGCCGCGGCUCUCUCCAGCUCCGUGUGCGUACUGCUCGCCGUGCUGCCGCUGCCGCCGCCGCCGGUGGAGGCGGCAGUACCAGGCACGUUCUUCUGGAAGCCAUCAACGGAUCUUGACUUUACACGAAGGCAAAUAAACCCUGCAAAUAGGAACCCAACAAUUCACAAACCGACCGAAUGGAAUUUUGGGUAUAACAAGCAAAUGGCGAUAGCUAUCGACGGUUACAGAUUAUCAACCACCUUAAUGGCGAUAUACGUCUACGUUGAUUUUAUGAACCGUGCGUACCCGGCCCUGCAUCCCUGCUACGCGGACUAUUGGACCAACGCGUACCGUUGGAUGAUCCGCUACCUCAGUCUAAUUCCAGAUUGGAUCCAUGGUAGAUCAGACAACUACGUGGCCACGCACAGGGUGUGGAGGAAGCGCUUCUUCUUUAUGGAUUGGUGGAUGCCAAAGUGGGCACGCAAAUUUUUUCUCUGUGUCCCGCCUGAAUCCUGGGCUUGGGAACAAUUCACAUGGAGGAGAUGGCGCAGAUACGUUGAACCGCAAUUUGGCAAAUACUACAUCUACCCCUCCAAGGUCUUUACAGACUUUAGAUCUAUGCAAAAAGGAUCAACCGUUGAAAACUUGGAUAUGAGCUCUGCCUCCUUACAGUAG
This is a messenger RNA of Spodoptera littoralis (African cotton leafworm), 705 nucleotides long. NCBI's taxonomy places the organism in Eukaryota, Metazoa, Arthropoda, Insecta, Lepidoptera, Noctuidae. The record is from the annotation of a GenBank genome assembly.